AAAGAUGUUAUGAAUGGACAGGCGCACUGGUACACCUUACAUAAAACCCGGGAAGUCGUAGUUCCAGGAGCACGCCGAGCCGGAAAAUCGGCCAACACUACGGCCGAAUCAGUGAAGGCAGUUAAGGUUAGUCUUGCAGAUUCAAUGCGGUAA
Molecule: messenger RNA, 153 nt
Organism: Protopolystoma xenopodis
Lineage: Eukaryota; Metazoa; Platyhelminthes; Monogenea; Polystomatidea; Polystomatidae
Source: the annotation of a GenBank genome assembly